AUGAAUAGAAAUUAUUCAAUAAAUCCUUCACCUACAGAUACGUCAGAGGUUAAUUUAUCCCAAGAGAAUAAAAUUUCUAAAAUUCCUUCUGCUACAAACAAACAUGAACAAAGUUUGUCACCUACUAGUCAAUUAAUGUCUUCUUUCAUGCAUAUUACAACCGCCAGUAGCAGUACACCUAGUAAUGAAGUUAUACCGAUUAUUAGAAGUCAACACAAGGGCAAUUAUAUGGCUCAUGACGAUAUUAAUAGGAAUAAUAAUGGUAAUACUUCAGCCAUGGUAAGUUCUACUCUUAAAUCACAUAGUGAAACUUCACCACAUAAAAAGAGGCAUGUUAGAAUAGUUAUGGAUAAUAAUUCAAGUUUAAUCUUAGAAUCUGAUAAUGAUACGGCAACUACCAGUGUGACAACUGGUAAUACUUCGGCGACAUCAACAGCAAACAGUAGUAAUAAUGCAAGCACUAUAAACAGUAAUAGCAAUAGUAGUAAUUCAAUAAAUAGUUUAAAAGAUAAUAAGAAACUACCGUCCUUUAUGAAAAGACCUUUAAGUGAUACCCCAAUCACUAGUAAUUGGCAGUCACCAAAGAUGUCAAGAGAUACUACACCUAAUAUAACUCCUGAUUUAUCAUGUUUAGGGCUUUAUUCGAUGAAUGAAGUUGAAAAUGAAGAUGAAAUUGAUAAUGCAACUACUAUUGUACAAGAUAAAGAUAUCGAUCAAAAUACAGAAAGAAAUGAUGACACCUUAAAACUAAAUUUAGAAGAUAAUAUUGAGGAGCCAAUACUAUUCCCAAGUACACCAGCAACUUCUUCAAAAAAAAAUGCACAGGCGCCAUCAGAGGUGAAAAAUUUCUUAAAGUUACCUGAAAAUUUAGAUAGUAACUCACAGAUUCCAAGUGGUACAAGAUCUCCUUCAAAAUUUAAACAUCCUAAAAAGAAACGUACCACAAUUGAUGUCCCAGGUUUGACAAAUUCUGUCGAUUCGCCGAAUGGUAUUACUACAAAUAAAGAUAUGAGUUCAAAAUUAAUCAUAAUUAUGGUGGGAUUGCCUGCUACUGGUAAAUCGUUUAUAACAAAUAAACUGUCCAGAUAUUUGAAUUAUACAAUGUACUCCUGUAAAGUUUUUAAUGUUGGUAACACGAGAAGACAAUAUGCAAAGGAACAUAAUUUGAAAGAACAAGAUUCCAAAUUUUUUAAUCCAAAUGAUACAAAUUGUAAAGAAUUAAGAGACAAGUGGGCAAUUGAUACACUAGACGAACUAAUUGAUUAUCUAAUGAAUGACAAUGGUGUGGUUGGUAUAUUUGAUGCCACAAACACUACUUUUGAAAGACGUAAAAAAAUUACUAGAAGAAUUCAUGAUAGAUGUAAAGAAGUCGAAGUAAUGUUUUUAGAAACCAUUUGCUCAGAUCAAAAAGUUGUCGAAAAAAAUAUUCGUUUGAAACUUUUUGGUCCUGAUUAUAAAGGUAAAAAUCCACAUGCAUCUCUCUUAGAUUUUAAAGAGAGAUUAAGCAAUUAUAAAAAAGCAUAUCAGCCAAUUGUUGAUGAAGAGAAUUUAGAAUACAUCAAAAUGAUAGACAUUGGCAAAAAAAUUAUUACUUAUAACAUAACGGGUUAUUUGGCAUCUCAAACAGUUUAUUAUCUUUUGAAUUUUACUUUGAAAGAUCGACAGAUUUGGAUUACCAGAAGUGGUGAAAGUGAAGAUAAUAUGUUUGGUAAAAUUGGAGGUGAUUCAAAAUUGUCAAUUCGUGGUGAAAAAUAUGCUAAAGCUUUAAAUGAUUUUUUAAGUAGGCAAAGAGAAAUAUUUAACUCUAAAGUGAACGCUAAUUUAGCCUCUACUCCAAAUUCUCGUCAAAACUCUACAGGAAGUGAAACUGAUGAAGAUGAAUAUAACCAGUUUAAUGAAUUUUUCAUUUGGAGUAGUACAAGAAGAAGAUGUAUUGAUACCAUGAAAAAAUUCGACUCAACUGAAUUUCCACAAAAGCAAAUGAAAAUGUUAGAUGAAUUAAACUGUGGUAACUUUGAGGGCAUGACUUACUCACAAAUUCAGAAAAAUUAUCCUAAAGAGUUUGAUACAAGACAAACAGAUAAAUUGGUUUACAGAUAUCCAGGUAUUGGUGGUGAAUCAUAUAUGGAUGUUAUAAAUAGAGUCAAACCUGUGAUCAUGGAGAUUGAAAGAAUUGAGGACAAUGUUUUAAUCAUUACACACCGUGUAAUUGCAAGAAUAUUGUUAGGCUACUUCUUAAAUUUAAGCAAAGAUAUUAUUACUAAUUUAGAUGUGCCAUUACAUUGUGUUUAUUGUUUAGAGACAAAACCAUACGGUAUUGAUUGGUCUUUGUGGGAAUAUGAUGAAAGUAAGAAUGACUUCUUCAAAAUUCCAAAAGAUAAAUUAAACUUAACUAGAGUUAAAGAGGUUGGUUUGGUAUAUAAGGAAAGGAGAUAUUCUAUCAUUCCAACGGCCCCUCCAAGUGCCAAUGGUAAAAAAUAUUUAAGUGCAAAUAUUUCAGGGAAGAACUAUAUAUUAAACGAGCAUACACCGCACCCACAUCCUAAUCCCAAAUCACAUCAUGGCAGUCAUCAUAACCGCCAUCACCAUAAUUUACAUAGAACUAAUUUCACGCCUGUUGAAGAAGGGGAAGAAAGUAUUGAAAAUGAGCAUGCCAAGGAUACGGAAGAUGGGAGUGAAGAAACUCAUGAUGAAGGAAUCAAUACACCCGACCCUUCAAUUAGUUCUAAUUAUUCCUUUGAUGGAAUUAUUGAAACUCCUAGAGAAAAAGAACUUGAAACUGAUAGCUUUGUGGGUUUUAAUAAUACUAGUACAAUGAUGAAUAGCAGUAGUUCAGUCAGAAGAGAAAAUUUUAUGUUAAGACAACAUCAACAACAAGAUCAUAGCAACUAUCCAACUCAUAACAUUUUGAACAAUAACAAUAAUAUUCAAAACAUGCACAAUAGUAUUUAUCAAGAACCUCACAAUUUUAAUAACAGCUUGGGUUUCCGUAGGAUUAAGGACGAUAUUUCCAUUGGUAGGAGAUAUAGAAGCGUAGGUGAUGAAACCACUAAUUUAAAAAAUAUAAGAUACAUGAUGGAUUUAGGAAAUGGCCAUAAUGGCGACGCUAAUUGUGUUAAGUGCCCACCUAGCAGCUUUGAAAUUGAUAAGUUAGACGAGAAGUUGGCUAAGUUAAAUAUGAUAAGGGAAGAAGAAGAAAAUAGGAGGUUAAGAGAACUAUAUAAAGAGGGAAGCUCCCCUCAUGUAAUUCAGAAUAUCGAAAAGGUGGUUGCUCUAGGUAGUGGGGACUGUUUAGAAAGUAAAUUGAAAACUUCUAAAUUUAAAGAGAAUACCCUAACGUCGCUACAUAACGGCAGCAGCACCAACUAG
Messenger RNA from Henningerozyma blattae CBS 6284, 3369 nucleotides. It is a transcript of the gene PFK26, whose product is annotated as 6-phosphofructo-2-kinase. The record is from RefSeq and is a predicted model, not a curated record. The transcript has a single exon. Gene Ontology annotation, biological process: fructose 2,6-bisphosphate metabolic process; fructose metabolic process. Gene Ontology annotation, molecular function: ATP binding; 6-phosphofructo-2-kinase activity. The coding region runs from base 1 to 3369 and encodes 1122 amino acids. Gene Ontology annotation, cellular component: cytosol. Lineage: Eukaryota; Fungi; Ascomycota; Saccharomycetes; Saccharomycetales; Saccharomycetaceae.